GAACCUUAUCUCGUCCCGUCGCUCCCCGCCUACGCAGCUCUCUUUCUCUCGGCUUCAACCAGGGGACCUAUGCCCUGCUCCCUGCUCUGCACGCCGGCGCCCUGCAGCUUCCCCUCCUCUUCCUCCCAGAACACAGUCGCCCCUCCCCUCUUUUCCUCUCCCUGCUGCGCCAGGAAGGGCGAGCCGCCGCCGCCCCAGUCGGGCAGGCUGGCCGCCGAGCUGCCGCCCUGGCCGGGCAGGCAGGCCGGCGCCGCCGCGCCGCGGCCGGCCAGCUGGCUGGCGCCACUGCCGCUAGGUCGGGCGAGCUGGCUGCAGGCCGCUGCUGCCACGCCUGGGUCGAGUCUCUGCGCUGCGCACCGCUGCCCUGGCCAACCACAGCAGCAGCGCCACGCCACGCUCGUCUCGUGCCGGGAUAGGCCUGGACACGGGCCUGAUCGGCGUUGUCCUCGUCCGCUCUGCGUCAUCCGGUCAGAUGAUUUAGCCAUAACCUGUAAAGGAUUCUGUACAAUAUCAUGGAACCUGAAAGCAGAUGUACAAGAUGGGUGCUUAAUAUUCAUAACAGGAGACCCAGUUACCCUGGGCUGCUGGGAAUCCAACAUGGCUGUUCAGUUGGCUCCUUCUGUUGAAAGCAAUAAUAUAUGGACAGCUGAAAUAAAGGUACCAUAUGGAGUGCAUUUCAAAUAUAAUUAUUUUGUUCGAGAAGAAAUGGGUUCCUCUUCUGAUAUUAUAUGGAGGCCAGGUCCGGUAUACUCCUUAUCAAUACCUUCAGUUGGCCAGAAAAAGCAGGUCAUUGUUGUGAAGGACCUAUGGAUGAAAGCCAGUCUAGCAGGUCUUCCUACUCCUUCAUGGGGAUCAUGGCUGAUGGAAGCUGGUUCUCUUGGGGGUGAACUUUUUGAUGGUGGAAAUAAUCAGAGCAUUGUGAAAGAUCACUCUGCCAGGGAUACAUCAAAUCAAGGUUUAUCUGUAGGUGAUCAUAUUAUAUUCAAGCUUGGGAAUGGCACACCUUUACAUGCAAAACUGUUGGAUAAUCAAUCUAGCAUCAUGCACAACUCUGUAACUGAAAUACCAAAUGCCAGUUAUAUAAGUCAACAUGGAAGGUCUCAAAUCGUAGAGGAGCCAUGGAUUCUUGAAUCAAUUGUGGCUGCAAAGAAACCAGUUGCAAAAGUCAAAGAUAAGAAAGGGCAAAAGAAGUUUGUAAAUUAUAAGCACACUUUGAGUGGAGUUAGUAAAAACAUGCAUCAACAGGAUCAGCCUGUUGAAGAGCCAUGGUUAUUUCAAUCUAUGUUUGAACUAAAUGAAACUAUAGUCCAUGCUAAUGGAAAAACAGAAGCAAGGGAUAUUAUCGGAAAAUUAAGGAAAAUAGAAAAACCUCCAACACCUUUGGAUGAGAGUAAGCCGAGUGGUGGUGAACCUUCAUCAAGAGUUAUACUUAUGAACUCCUCUGUCUGCACUAUUCAGAGAAUUGCAGUAUUAGAAGAUGGAAAACUAGUUGAACUCUUGCUGGAACCCAUCAAGAACAAUGUACAGUGUGAUAGUAUUUAUUUAGGUGUAGUAACAAAGCUCGUUCCUCAUAUGGGAGGAGCAUUUGUAGAUAUUGGAAUUUCAAGGCCUUCACUUAUGAGCAUAAAGCAAAACCGAGAUCCUUUUGUGUAUCCUCAAGUUUUUAAGAACCGAGGAACAGAUCCUAUUGAUGAUUCUUAUUGUAAUGAAGAGAACCUUCCAACUUAUGAAAACGAUGAUGAUAUGAGUGAUGACGAGUUUGAAAAUGAAGAAACUCAUGAUGGUUCAUCAUUUCCAGUUGAGAAUAUUACAGAUAAUGAAGAAGCUGUGGUGCUAGCAUCUGAUGCUAAGAUAAACAAUGUCGAUGGUGAUGAAUUUGACAGCAUUUCUGUUUAUGACGAAGACAAGGAUGAAGAAAAUGAUCACAUGGAAGAUGAAUAUAGUGAGGACAUACUGCAAGGAGAUCAAUCAGAAAUUUCCAAUGAUCUUAAGACUUUAUCUUCAAUUCAACAUGCUUUAAGAGAAUCUAAUGAUGACACAAAUGGAAGCAGGUGGUCUCAAGUUCGUAAGGGCACAAAAGUUAUGGUUCAAGUUAUCAAGGAAGGAUUGGGUACGAAAGGUCCAACACUUAGUCCAUUUCCAUGCCUGCGAAGUCGAUUUUGGAUAUUGGUUUCCCGUGGCAACAAAGUUGGGGUAUCCAAAAAGAUUACCGGAAUAGAGCGCACCAGGUUAAAGGGCAUCACGAAAUUACUGCGACCUCCUGGAUUUACUUUGACGGCUCGUACAGUUGCAGCUGGUCAUUCCUGGGAGGAACUGCAGAAGGACCUUGAUGGCUUGCUAUCUACCUGGAAAGGAAUAACUGAGCAUGCUCAAUCUGCUGCCUUGGCUGCUGAGGAGGGUGUGGAAGGUGCUGUUCCUGUAAUGUUGCACAGAGCAAAGGGUCAAACUUUAUCUGUUGUUCAAGAUGAUUUUAAUGAAAAGGUCAAGAGACUGGUUGUGGAUUCUCCUCGAACAUAUCAUGAGGUUACAAGCUAUCUUCAAGAAGUUGCACCUGAGCUCUGCAGCCGAGUUGAGCUUUAUGAGAAAAGAAAACCUAUAUUUGAUGUAUAUAACAUCGAGAAGGAGAUAGACAGCAUCCUUUGCAAAAGGGUACCACUAUGCAAUGGGGGUUCUCUGGUCAUAGAACAGACUGAAGCUCUGGUGUCAAUCGAUGUGAAUGGUGGUCACAGUAUGUUUGGUCAGGGAACAUCACAGGAGAAGGCUAUUUUAGAAGUCAAUCUUGAAGCUGCAAAGCAAAUUGCCCGUGAGCUGCGCUUGAGGGAUAUUGGUGGCAUUAUAAUUGUGGAUUUUAUCGAUAUGUCAGAUGAUUCAAACAAAAGGCUAGUAUAUGAAGAAAUGAAGAAAGCAGUAGAAAAGGAUCGAUCGACAGUUGGUGUUUCAGAACUAUCAAAGCUAGGUUUGAUGGAAAUAACUAGAAAAAGGGUCCGACCAAGUGUUACUUUCAUGAUCAGUGAGCCAUGUACAUGCUGCCAUGGUACUGGUCGUGUGGAAGCUCUUGACACAUCCUUUUCAAAGAUCGAACGUGAAAUAUGUCGACGUCUUGCUACCUCACGACGAAAAUCAGACCCUGAGAAACCAAAAUCAUGGCCAAGAUUUGUGCUUAGAGUGGAUCAUGAGAUGUGCACGUAUUUGACGUCAGGAAAGAAGACAAAACUAGGACUCCUGAGUAGCUCCCUUAAAGUGUGGAUUUUGUUGAAGAUUGCCAGAGGUUUCUCCCGUGGUGCUUUUGAACUACUACCAUACUCAGAGAAAGAAAAUUGUGCAGAGAAAGAAACGUCAUCAGAAUUGCCCCAGAAAGAGGGGAGGCCCAAGCUAUCUGUUUUUCCUAUCAAGAAGUGGAUGAGCCGGGCAAAGCGUGCUAAGUGAUUCUCUUUCAAAAGCGUCAAUUUUAUUAGCAUGGGGUCUUCCUUGCUAUUCACAGCUUAGAACGAGCAAAGAUUCAGGAAGAGGGUCAUGCUUUUCAUUCACGGAGAUCCCAGCGUCGGAUAUCUAGAUAUCUCCCGACUAGCUUUUGUUUACAGUAUUCUUAAGUUUGUGAUGCAAAAUACCUAGGAUUUAGGAUGGAAGAAAGAGUAGAAAACAUUUUAGGAAGGAAACUAGACAGAUUUAUGUAGGACGCUGUCAGGGUAGAUGUUGCUCUUAUGCUUUAGAGCAGUUGAACUUGGGAGACCGAGUAAUUCCAGUGAUUUUUUUAAUUCGUUUUUGAGACCCUAUAUUCAAAUUUUGUGAGCAUGUUCGCUUAUCUAAAAAGCCAUAGCUCUGAUUUGUUGUGAGAGAAAAAUACUGCUGAACGACUGACUGAUUUGGCAAAUAAGUUAAAGCAAACAUGCCUCAAUAAUUUGUUUUUUGCUA
This is a messenger RNA of Sorghum bicolor (sorghum), 3912 nucleotides long. RefSeq names its product ribonuclease E/G-like protein, chloroplastic. Gene Ontology annotation, cellular component: cytoplasm. Gene Ontology annotation, biological process: rRNA processing. The transcript is spliced from 13 exons. The record is from RefSeq and is a predicted model, not a curated record. The coding region runs from base 70 to 3426 and encodes 1118 amino acids. Lineage: Eukaryota; Viridiplantae; Streptophyta; Magnoliopsida; Poales; Poaceae. Gene Ontology annotation, molecular function: RNA binding; starch binding; RNA nuclease activity.